AUGUGGCCAGACCUAAUUCGAAAGGCAAAGGAAGGUGGAAUUGAUACGAUUGAAACAUAUGUAUUCUGGGAUCACCAUGAGCCUAGACCCAGAGAGUAUGAUUUCUCCGGGAACCUAGACUUCAUAAGGUUUUUCAAGACAGUUCAAGAAGCUGGACUGUAUGCUAUAUUGCGAAUUGGUCCUUAUGUAUGUGCAGAAUGGAAUUAUGGAGGUUUCCCUGUUUGGUUACACAACAUGCCAGGAAUUCAGCUUAGGACGGAUAAUGCAGUUUACAAGAGUGAGAUGGAAACAUUCGUUGCGAAGAUAGUAAGCAUGUGCCAGGAAGCUAAGCUCUUUGGACCACAAGGAGGACCCAUAAUUUUUGCACAGAUUGAGAAUGAAUAUGGAAAUGUCAUGGGACCAUAUGGAGAAGCAGGAAAGUCAUACGUCAAGUGGUGUGCGGAAAUGGCCCAAAACUUCAGUAUUGGUGUUCCAUGGAUUAUGUGCCAACAAGCAGAUGCACCACAACCAAUGAUCAACACAUGCAAUGGGUUCUACUGCCAUAAUUUUCAGCCAAACAAUCCAAAAAGUCCCAAAAUGUGGACUGAGAACUGGAGUGGAGGUUUCAAGAAUUGGGGCGGCCAAGAUCCUCAUAGGACUGCUGAAGAUUUGGCUUAUUCCGUCGCACUCUUUUUCCAAACUGGUGGUGUUUUGAUGAACUAUUAUAUGUAUCAUGGAGGAACCAACUUUGGGCGCUCAUCAGGAGGUCCAUAUAUCGCAACAACUUAUGAUUACGAUGCACCACUUGAUGAAUAUGGGCUCCCGAGUCAGCCUAAAUAUGGACAUCUGGUUCAACUUCAUGCUGCUCUUAAAUCAGUGCAGAAGAUUCUCACUAGCACCAAACCUACACACCAGAGUGUUGGAAAUCAAGUUAACUUGACAACAUUCCUUAACAACGCUACGGGAGAAAAGGUCUGUUUCUUGAGCAACACAAAUGUAGGACAGGAUGCCAACAUAGACUUGGAACAGAAUGGCAAGUACUUUGUGCCUGCUUGGUCUGUUAGCAUUCUUGCUGGAUGCAACAAGGAAAUUUACAAUACUGCAAAGGUUAAUACUCCGACAACUGUGAUGGUUAAGGUACCAAACAGGGCUGAAAAAGAACCUGCCCAUCUCUCCUGGACAUGGGCAGCAGAGCCCAUGUCAGACACCCUCCACGGGCACGGGCAAUUUAAUGCAAUGAAGCUUCUUGAACAAAAGGAAACAACCUUAGAUGCUAGUGACUACUUGUGGUACAUGACAAGGGUUGACAUUGAUGACACGUCGAGCUGGACGAAUGCAAAUCUGUUUGUGAACACAACAGGCCAUGUACUUCAUGCCUACGUAAAUGGAGAACUUAUUGGAUCCCAAUGGGGCACGGGCACGGAAGAUGCAUAUAAUUUCACCUUCAUUAAAAAUGUCACACUUCAACGUGGGACUAAUGUUAUCUCUUUGCUCAGCGCCACAGUUGGACUUCAGAACUAUGGUUCAUUUUUCGAUUUGUCGCCUGCUGGAAUAGUAGGGGGGCCAGUUAAGUUGAUCAGCAACAAAAACGACGUCACUAUGGAUUUAUCCACAAACCAAUGGUCAUAUAAGGUUGGACUGAAUGGUGAGGCCGAAAAACUCAUGGAUGCCGGUUGUCAAUUACGCCAAUCUAUUAAAUGGUCCACAGAUGGACUUCCCAUAUCAAAACCCAUGACUUGGUAUAAGACUACCUUCCAGGCUCCAUUAGGUACAGAACCUGUUGUGGUGGACUUGCAGGGCAUGGGGAAGGGGCAAGCUUGGGUGAAUGGGCAAAGCAUUGGGCGCUACUGGCCUGCUUUCCUUGCUCCUAAAGAUGGAUGUAAUGCCACUUGUGAUUACCGCGGAGUUUAUAGUUGGGACAAUUGUAUGACAAAUUGUGGCAACCCUACUCAGAGAUGGUACCAUGUCCCAAGAUCAUUUCUCAGAAAUGACAAGAACACUUUAGUUUUGUUUGAAGAAAUGGGUGGAAACCCAACACAAGUGGCUUUCAAAACUGUCACCAUUGGAGCUGUUUGCUCAACUGCUUAUGAGGGGAGCACCCUGGAAUUGUCAUGUCAAGGUGGGAAAACCUUAUCGAAUAUACAAUUUGCAAGCUUUGGGGAUCCAAAAGGAACUUGUCAGUCUUUCAGUAAAGGCUCUUGUGAGUCUGCUACAGUCAUGUCUGUUGUGCAAAAGGCCUGCACUGGAAAAGAGAAAUGUUCUAUCAAUAUUAGUGAAGGAACACUUGGAACUAGCAACUGUGCCAACGACAUCACUAGGAGGGUGGCAGUGCAGGCUGUUUGUGAAGACAAAACCGACUCGAUUUUAAAAAUUUUAAGAUCGCUGUCACUUGAUUUUUCAUCAAACCAAUUGCUGAAAAAGAUUUCAUACCUUUGGAGGACCUUCUAAUUGUCCAUACGAGAAUACUCUCUUUUGGCCUAGAGCUUCAGUGAACACUUUCUCCUUUGGCCUUCAACACCAUUUAUACUUCACCUCUAUGAUUCCAAAGCAGGUUUGUGAAUCCCCUCUUCGUGAUUCUGUAUUACAAAUAUUUGUGUUACUGAAAAAAUUGAUACAAGAGAGACAAUUGUCGAUUAAAUAUCCGAUGCUAAAGAUACAGGAUCAAAAGACCUUCCUUAUCCUAGCUCCAGCUGGGAUCUCCAAUU
This is a messenger RNA of Cornus florida, 2684 nucleotides long. Its product is annotated as beta-galactosidase-like. Lineage: Eukaryota; Viridiplantae; Streptophyta; Magnoliopsida; Cornales; Cornaceae. Gene Ontology annotation, biological process: carbohydrate metabolic process. Gene Ontology annotation, cellular component: vacuole; cell wall. The record is from RefSeq and is a predicted model, not a curated record. The transcript has 18 exons. Gene Ontology annotation, molecular function: beta-galactosidase activity; carbohydrate binding. The coding region runs from base 1 to 2427 and encodes 808 amino acids.